AUGGACCCGAUCACACAGCCAGAAGACAGCAUCAUUAGGGAAGGCGAGCCUCCCAACCCGCGCCUCGGCCAGGACGGCAAGCCAACCUCCACCGACGCCGCUCCCAGUCCUGACGCCCCUUCUAAGCCCAAGGACGUCUCCAAGCCAUCUGAGUCGAAGGGAAAAUCUGGCACGAAGCAGUCCAAGGGGAGCAAGGCAAAGAAGGACAAGAAGAAGAACAAGAAGAAGAAGAAGAAGCGAGCCGCAAUCAAUGACUCUUCCGACCUUUCCUCUACCUCCGAUGAUGAUGAUGAUGAUGAUGCAACGGGAAUGGAUUCAGAUAGUGAUUCCGCAGAUGAAGGCGUUGUUAUACGCCGCAGGCGCACAAAUAAGAAGCGAGAGGAGGCCCCAAAUCUCAAGACCAUGGGAGGCUCAAAGAAACACAAGAGCCCGGUCAAGAGCAAGCUCAAGCCUCCGGUGGCUUCCAGCUCCGACUCCGACUCCGACUCCGAUUCUUCUCAGCUAUCCUCCAGCGACGACCUGGACGACUCUGAGCCGCUGGUAGAUUCCCAAAAGAAAACCAAGGAUCAGGCCUUCAAGCAGCAGCUCGCGCUCCAGGUCCAACGGGAAGUCCGGCGGGCCAUUCAGCUUCAGCAGCUUGCUCAAGCAGCCGCUCCUCCUCCGCCGCUUCCCAGCCAUGGUGGCCUAGGCUAUGCACUCGGACCGGCGAUCACAUCGGGUCUACUGCCAAAUUCUGGUGGUGCUUUGCCUCGAUCAGCCACAUUAGGUCUGCAGGGAGCUGACCCCUUCGCCGCGGCCAGAAGCGAAGCCCGUCAGACAUUGGAAGGGGAGUUUGGGGGGUUUGAUGGUUUACAUGAUCCACUGAGACGAGGUGCUGUCAUUCCCGGCCGCCGACCCGUCGCUACAGGCAGUAAGCUGCCUGCUGGUGCGGACGCCCCGCAGAAGAAGAAAACCAAGAAGUUCGAUUUCAAGAGGGUUGAUCAGGUGUGGGAUAACUCCAUCCACAACUUCAAGCUCCAGGAUACUGCAGAGUCAUCCUCCGACAAGAAAUACGAUGGAUUCUGUUUCCAUGUUCGUCGCACUUUUGACUGGGAAGGUAAAUACAAGGCCACAGUCGUGGACGUUAAGAGCAAGGCUCUACGCGAAUGCCUUCAAGAUGUCAUAGGCAACAUCAAGGGUGUCAGUCUCGUGGAUGAGACGCCCAAGCUUGAUCCGAACGUGUUGUUCCUCUACCUUGAGGACCUGAGGGAAUACGCCAGGAGUCUCCGGAAGAAUAUCAAGAAGCAAGCGAGGAAGAAGCAAGACCAGACGAAGGACUCUAAGUGGGCCGUGAACAAGUGGCGCAAUCUCAAGGUUCUUGUGGAAUACAUUGACAAGGACUACGAGCACAUCAAGAAGAGUCUUUACCCAAUGUUGGAGCACGGACUGAUUACCUUUGAUCUUCUUUGGGCCUUGUGGAAGCCAGGUACCCUUGCGUAUACCACAACCUACGGGUCACACGAUGAACCUCGGGUCUUCAAGGUUGAUACUGCCGAGAAGCAUUAUCACAUCACCAAGGGUGAAUUCUACUACGUUGACGGCAAGUAUUUCGAGUACGAUGGAAAGCAAUUUGGGUAUGGUCGCAUGAUGGAAGAAAUCGGAGAGUUCCGUGGCGCCAAGAAGAUCACGAGUCUCAGUUGCUACCCACUCAAAUACCACAAGAACGAGAAACAGAUAACAGAGGAUCUCGUCGAGCGAGGGAAGAAGUUUGUGUCUCUCAGUGGGGUCCACUACAAGUCUCACCAUGGCAUGGCGUACUAUAAGAAGAAGAAGUCCAUCAUCAAGGUGAACGUCAACGGUCGCGUGAUGAUUGAUCCAGCAAUACACAGGAGGAUCAACCCGAAUUAUCCAAUCUCACUUGUCCGUCCCAAGGAACAGGACGUCCUUAGUGAGGAUGAACAGUCUGAUGAGGACGCCUGCUGCCCUGUUGGGUCAGACUCGGAGGAGGAUGAAGCCCAGGACAAGGACCACCUCGAGGACGGUGAAGAGAAAGUCAAAUUCGUCACAAAACUUCUUAGGGACAACAAGGGACGAGUUUCCUUUGUCCAUAUGACCAAGGACGAAGCCGAGGACAUGAAUAAGGAGAAGCUGUCCAAGGUUGAAACCCAGGACGAUGCUGCUCUUGAGAGCAGCAGUGAUGAAGGCAUACUGCAGGGCUCCAAGAAGAGACCGGAAUGGACUGAUGAGGAGUACCUAAUUGCAAGCCCUGUCGUCCUCGGCUUUUCUUUUGGAGAGAAGCUCUGGCUGGAAUUCACAGUUUCUGGAGUCCAGGAGAUCCGGUGGAACGAAGAUGCAUAUGAGUCUUUGGUUUUGGAGAAGACAACCAAGGAGACGGUCAAGGCUCUCGUCGAAUCCCACAAGUAUCAUGCAGCGGAAUCCAUAGACGACGUGAUCCAGGGCAAAGGCAAAGGCCUUGUUUCCGUGCUUCAUGGCCCACCCGGCACAGGCAAAACCCUCACCGCCGAGGGGAUCAGUGAGCUCUUGAAGUGCCCAUUAUAUAUGGUAUCUGCUGGUGAGCUUGGCACGGACUCACGUAUCCUCGAGGGCGAGCUGCAGAGAAUUCUUGACAUAUGCCAUGCCUGGGGUGCAAUCCUGUUGUUAGACGAGGCGGACGUUUUCUUGGAGAAGCGCAAUAUGCACGAUAUUCACCGCAACGCCCUCGUCAGCAUCUUCCUGCGACAACUGGAGUACUUCCAGGGCAUCCUGUUCCUCACCACGAACCGGGUGGAGACUUUCGAUGACGCAUUCCAGUCGCGCAUUCACAUUGCCCUGCGGUACGAUCCACUCGACUCGAGGGCCAAGAAGGCCAUUUUCAAGAUGUUUGUGGAGAAGGCCCGGGUGCAACAAAAGGUGGACAGCACACCUUUCACGGAGGAAGAGUACAACACACUUGCCCGACAUGACCUCAACGGCAGACAGAUCAAGAACACCGUCAUUAGGGCGCAGGCACUCGCGGUCAAUAAGGGUGAGCCGCUGUCGAUGGUGCACGUCAGACAGAUCCUGGAUGUCCAGGUCAAUUUUGAUCGUGACCUGAAGGGUGGCACCGGGUAUCAGGAUGCCAUGCGCAGCUACUUCUAG
Messenger RNA from Diaporthe batatas, 3117 nucleotides. RefSeq lists its product as uncharacterized. The coding region runs from base 1 to 3117 and encodes 1038 amino acids. The record is from RefSeq and is a predicted model, not a curated record. NCBI's taxonomy places the organism in Eukaryota, Fungi, Ascomycota, Sordariomycetes, Diaporthales, Diaporthaceae. The transcript has 4 exons. Gene Ontology annotation, molecular function: ATP hydrolysis activity; ATP binding.